AUGUCUGCCUACGUGGAUCAGGUCUACCGUGAGAAGGGCGGAGUGCGCUGGUUGUUGACCGAUGAAGAGCGCAAACACAUUGUCGAGCUCCUCGAUACCAACGAAUCCACUGUCUCCCACCUCAAGGGAACGAACAUGACGAUCGCUCGAAUGACUUGUGUCAAGUGUGGCAAACGAUCCGGACUGGACGACCUCGUUCACAAUGCCGUCGAGGGAGGCAUCCACAACAAAGAGUUUAUGGUCGACGUGCUGGUGAAUGGGCCCAAGGGCGCGAGUCCCCUGCAUCACCUGGACUGCUCGCGAUGCUCUGAACGAUUCAAGCAGAUGUGCACCUGGCACAACGAUGAAGACUGCGGAAGCUGGGACUAG
Molecule: messenger RNA, 369 nt
Organism: Cladophialophora yegresii CBS 114405
Lineage: Eukaryota; Fungi; Ascomycota; Eurotiomycetes; Chaetothyriales; Herpotrichiellaceae
Exons: 2
Coding region: 1-369 (122 amino acids)
Source: RefSeq, a predicted model, not a curated record